CAUCAGUUUGACUUGAAUGCCCUUUUUUCAUCCUUUGCCUUCUCUCUUUCUGCUUUUGCUUUCCUCGUCAUCAUAAUUUGAUUGUUAUUUAUUUAUUUAUCAUUUUCAUAUUGAAACAAAUAAGAUCUACCUAUUUUAUUUAUAUUAUAUAACGAUUAGAAGCAGUGGCUCUCAUAUUUGGUUAAUCUCUUAUGGUGGUAUUGAAGAGAUGGCUGUGGAGCUGAUGAUGGGUUAUGGGGUUGAUAGUUUUGUAGCGAAAAUGGAAGAGAACGCUGUGAAGGAAGCAGCGUCGGCUGGGAUUCAGAGCGUUGAGAAAUUCAUAAGAUUGAUUUCUCAACAGCAGCAGCAGUAUCAACAACAACAGGCUUCUUCUUCCAGUGCUGAAGCUGGUCCCAUGGAAUAUGGGACUGUUGCAGAUGUGGCUGUCAACAAGUUCAAGAAGGUAAUUUCUCUGCUGGAUAAAGGAAGAACAGGCCACGCUCGCUUCAGAAGGGCUCCAGUGGCUCCUUCUGCUUCUUCUUCUCCUCAGCCAUCCCAUCAACAAUCGUUGAACCAGGACACAGGGCUUUCGGUUCCCCAACACAAUCACCGUAAACCAGAACAACCUUCCUCUGCUUUUAAGGUUUACUGCCCAACACCCGUGGUGCGUUUACCUCCUCUGUCUCUGCCUCUGCCUCUGCCUCUACCUCAGCCUCAUAGUCAUGGCCUCCAAACUCAUCACAACCAACUAAACGCUUCUUCGGCUAUGCUGACCAAAAAUGGUCCUGUUGAGAAAAAGGAUUCCACAAGCACCAUCAAAUUUUCACCUUCGCCGCCGAUAUCGGCUGCCAAUUCGUUUAUGUCUUCGUUAACAGGGGAUACUGAAAGUCUGCAGCCUUCCCUGUCCUCGGGUUUCCAGAUUACGAAUAUGUCUCAGUCAUCCGCUGGUAAACCCCCUCUUUCUUCGUCUUCGUUGAAAAGAAAGUGCAACUCGGUCGAUGAUGCGGCGCUCCACUGUGGCUCGUCUUCUGGGCGAUGCCACUGUUCCAAGAAAAGGAAAUCGAGAGUGAAAAGAGUGAUUAGAGUCCCAGCGAUUAGCAUGAAGAUGGCAGAUAUACCACCAGAUGAUUAUUCAUGGAGAAAGUACGGCCAGAAACCCAUCAAAGGCUCCCCACAUCCAAGGGGCUAUUACAAAUGCAGUAGCCUGAGAGGCUGCCCAGCACGCAAACACGUGGAGCGUGCCUUGGACGAUCCAACGAUGCUGAUUGUAACGUACGAAGGCGACCACAAUCACUCCCACUCUAUCACUGAGGCAGCGGCCGCUCUGAUUCUCGAAUCGUCUUAGUCAAACCAAUCAAGUGGCUUAGAACGUUUUCCCAAUUUAAAUUACAUGCAAUCAUUUUUAGGGCACACAUGGUUAACGAUGGGGCUGGGCACCGUCUUGAAGAAGAUUGGUGGGUAUGCUAGCUGCCUAUGCAUAGAAUUCCUUGUUUUAAUUUUUUAUUUUUGGGGAUAAGGUUUUAGACUCUUUGAUUAGGAAUUAAAAAAGAAAAAAAAAAAAAAAGUAAAAUAUAGGAUAGCGUAGAAAUGAUGGAUUUGGUGGGAGGUCAGUCAUGCUCAGUACUGGUUUCUUUUAGACUUUUUUUUAUUUUGUUUAUUAUAUUCAUUUGUAUUUUACUUUUAUAUAUUUUUCAAAUACAUGAUGGUGGUGGAUGUUGCCGAGGA
Ziziphus jujuba (common jujube) is the source of this 1704-nucleotide messenger RNA. Its product is annotated as probable WRKY transcription factor 7. Gene Ontology annotation, biological process: regulation of DNA-templated transcription. The record is from RefSeq and is a predicted model, not a curated record. NCBI's taxonomy places the organism in Eukaryota, Viridiplantae, Streptophyta, Magnoliopsida, Rosales, Rhamnaceae. The transcript is spliced from 3 exons. Gene Ontology annotation, molecular function: sequence-specific DNA binding; DNA-binding transcription factor activity. Bases 209 to 1324 code for a protein of 371 amino acids.